AUGCGCGUUUCAGCACUGUUUACUCUAGCAGCACUGGCUAGUGCCGGCUUGGCGAGAUCGGGCUGCGGUAAAGCUGUUCCCGAUGCGUUCCCGAAGCCUGGGUCAAGCAAGACAUUGUCUCUCCCCCACAGCGAUCGCUCUUAUCGAAUUCAUCUUCCGGAAAACUACGAUGAAAAUAGACAAGCACCACUUUACGUAUCUUUCUGCGGUGCCGGCAAAGAUGGUCAUGAACAAGAAGGCCUCUCCCAAUUCUCCAACCCGACAUUCAACCCGGAUGGUAUCGCCGUCUACCCAGAAACCGACAACGGAGUAUGGCUUUCAAAUACCUACGCACACACCAAGCAUCCCAACGAUCUCGACUUCACCGAUGACCUCCUGACACACCUCGAAGAGACUCUGUGCAUUGACAAAAGCCGCAUCUACGCCAACGGCAAGUCCAACGGAGGAGAACUGGCUGCCGUGAUCGCAUGCAACGCCACGGUCGGCAGUCGCUUCGCGGCGUUCUCGGUAGUCAGCGGUGCGUGGCAUGAGACCGGUGACGUUCCCGGCGUUGGAAAAUGCGAGCCCGCCAAGCGCGACGAGGGAUACCCCUUCUUGAUCUUCCAUGGCACGGUUGACCAAACGGCGCCGAUCAAUGGAGACGUGGAGGAUGAGAUCGUGCCCAUCAUCGAUGUCUUGCAUAACUGGGCGGAGCGCAAUGGUUGUGACAAGGAUCAAAAGUGGGCGAGGAAUAUGACGAUUCAUGAAGAUCCGCUUGUCAAGCGUGCGGGCUGGGACUGUGAUGGGAAGACGAAUAUUGUUGAGUUCUAUCGUGAAGGGGAUAAUGGUCAUUGCUGGCCUUGCACGCACUCGAAUGAUGAUUAUAAGUCUAUGGGGAGGGAUAAGUGUCCUAUGGGGCACUAUGUUUUCAACGCCACGGAGAUCAUCUUUGAUUUCUACAGUCGGUAUAAGUUGAAUACUCCACUGACACUGGAUAUGUGA
Messenger RNA from Penicillium brevicompactum, 981 nucleotides. RefSeq names its product CE1 family esterase. Gene Ontology annotation, molecular function: feruloyl esterase activity. Bases 1 to 981 code for a protein of 326 amino acids. The transcript has a single exon. NCBI's taxonomy places the organism in Eukaryota, Fungi, Ascomycota, Eurotiomycetes, Eurotiales, Aspergillaceae. The record is from RefSeq and is a predicted model, not a curated record.